CAGCCCCAGACUGAGGCGGCCGUGCGUGAGGGCUGGGCGGAGGCGAGGCAGGCACAGGCAGGCACCACGUCAGGCACCGCGUCCCUGUGCCCUGGUGACCAGCGACUCUUCCCCGGGGCGUCCUGCAGCCGUGGUGAUGGCGGAGUUCCAGGUGCAUGCCAUGGCGGACGGCGCCUCCUCCGACGACCUGCCUCAGCGCGGGCGGGUGACCGAGGUGUGUCGUGAGUGGCUGAUGCAUGAAGACCAGGCGCUGGCUUACAGGCUGCAGAAUGAAGAAUAUCAGAACCACCUGCUGACGAACCGCGAGAGGAAUCAGCUGCUGCGCCAGGACACCCCCAAGGCCCGGGAGGAGCAGAUCAGGGAGGACCACCAGGCAGCCAUCGCCCAGACCGCCCUGGAGCUCUCCCUGGCGCAGCAGGAAGCUCGAGAUGCAGACUUGGCAGCCAAUUUGUCACUGCAGCUAAAUGUAAAGGAGCUGGAGAAAAAACAUCAACAAGAGGAGCAGGACAUGAUGUUUGCACGCACUUUGAUGGAGGAAGAAAAAGAAACCAGAAGACAGCACCGAGAGCUGCGCCAGGUGGAGAGGGAGGCGGCGUACCUGGGCAUCAACACAGGAAACGAUAACGUGGCUCUCUUGUCACGUAAAGAGAGAAGGGAGCGCAAUGCCAGCCGGAAUGGUGCCAGCGAAGGCUCGGCACCAGCCAGCAGCAGCGGUGUGUCUUCCGACCUCUCAGACCUGAGCGACUUCUGCCUUCAGCCCACAGAGGACAUGGAUGAAGAGGAACAGAGAGCUUUACAAGAAGAACAGGAUGCUGAGUUAGCUCGGCUCCUUCAGGACCAAGACGGGAAGAGGCGCGGGGAUCUGCUGCACCAAGACCAACUGCUGGCCAUCGAGGCGCAGGACCGGGAGCUGGCCAAGGUGCUGCAGGAACAGGAGAGAGCCAAGGCCAAGAAAGCCCGCCAGAAAGCCAGGCAAAAGGCUCUACAGAAGCAGCAGUCAGACGGGAAUAUGCAUCCACCAGAAAUGUCCUUUGAAGCCACUGGCGCCACCCCAAAGGAGGGAAGGUCCGGCAGCUCCCCUCUACGACCGUUGCCUGUGGACUGCAAUUCCCCGGGACCAUCUGGACACCCUCGAGAUGGCUCCCCGGGACCCAUCGAGUAUGGCAGCCACAGCCCGACUUACAUGUCCCCGGAGUCCCCGCGGGAGGACAAGGAGCAGUACUGGCAGCAGCCGCCCCAGGGCAAGCGGCUGCAGAGGCCAAACUCCCUUGACCUCCCUGGCUCCUCCCGGUCCACAACGGCCGCCAUCCACCAUGAACCCCCAAGGAACCGCAAAUACUCCAUGGGGAAAACAAAUAAACCCAGACUUCCUGACCCUGAGAAUACCCAAGGAGAAGUGUUUUUGGAGACCAGCAGCAGCAGCAGCAUAGACCCCAGUCCAGGCCGGGGCUUCACCAACAUAGCAUGUGCCAUUGACCCGACCUACCAGCGACGGGUCAUGCGGGGGGAGUUGGCGCCCUCCCCCCAGGCCACCCUCCAGUCUUCCUCCUCCUCGUCCACCACCAGCAGUGGUACGGGCGGCCUGGGCGCUGCCUCCGCCAACUCUCCCAUCUCGCCGCUACCUCCUCCAGUGUUUGAUGAUGAUGACGACGACGACUACCCUGUGCCGCCCUACAUGCCCAUCCAGGGCCAGCGACGCACUGCCAGCCUGGAGAAAAAGCGCAGACAAAAGCCCCCGAAGGAGAAAUCUAAUGGGAAGGACGGCUGCAAGCAACAGUAGUUUUCAGGAUUAGCAGGACGUCCGUCACUGGGUAAUACAAGUAUGGACUAGCUGCCCUUUGCUCACAUAGCACAGACAGACAGAGUAGGAGAGGUGUGCUGCAAGCUCAUAUACACAAGUUUUUUGUGAGUGUGUGUUUAGUUUUUGCUGACAUCAAGUAAAGCUAUGAGCACUCAGUUUUGUGUAGACGUCAGCUUUUUAAUGAAUGUUGACAUGUAUUUGUAAUGAAAAGUUACUGAUAACUAGAGGAAAUAGUUAAUACUGUAGCUCAAAUUUCUCUAUAUUCUGGGAACCAUGCAGUGCUUUGCAUGCUGACAUUGAAGGGACAUACUAACCUUCUACUUUGGGUUGCAUCAAGAUGAGAAUGGUAUUUUUUUUAUUGCGAAGAUGGUUAUUAUGUGUAAUACUCAUCCGUAAUCGUUUUUGAAAACUUAAGGUCAUUUCAUUACACAAAGAUACUGUAAUAAAAACCAUAACGGAUCAUAAAUUUUGAUCAUCUCUACAAGAAUUUAAGAAUCUUCUUGCAUGGCAUAACCCAUUCAUCAUAUUCACCAAACCAGUCAUUCCCGAAACUCUCACUUAGCAUGUAGGUAAAGUGUACAUAUAUAUAUUUUUGCUUUAUUGUACCCUCCAAAUAUAGUAUAAUGAAGACAGGAUAUCUCCAUAUUUCCUUUGGGAAACUAGAAGAGUACCUGUGAAUUCUUUCAUCUAACAAAAAAGAAAAAUCUAAGCUGUUUCCAUGGCAAGUAAUCUCAUUUGCACUCCAGGCAUCAACAUUUCUUAUCAUUAUCUUCAACACAAUAUUUCCUGCAUAGCAGGUUAAUGAUUAGCAUUCCUAAUCUGUCCAAAAGUGCCACAUAUAAUUUACAUGAAAGCAAGGCUGCACUCUUGAUGACUGUAACUUCCACUUCAAAUGAAUGACUUGCACAACUCAGCCUUGCCAGGGAGUUGCCUCUCUUCAUCUGCACUUAUAAGAAACUAGUUGCCUUCAAAGUGUGCUUCUGUGGGGACUUGUGUUCCUCACUAGCAACUUUAAGAAGGAAGAAUUAAAGCAUCAGAUACCUCAGGUAUUGUAAAGUGCUCAGCAUCGCAUGCCAUCCGUCGUCUAUGACAUGAGAGGCGAACACCAGACAGUUAUACAUUGAUGCACAAAGUGGCUGUGAUGCUCCCAUCUUGACAUGGCCUGUUGACACCCGCACCACACAUAGUUUGCCAUUUGGGCAAAAAAAUGCCAAGAGAUGUGCCAAUAAUUGCUAAGAUGAUAUGCUAUACUAAAAACAUUGCAUUUAUGUAUGCAAAGUUGUUUUCCUUCCAUGAAGAGGCCACAGCUUAGCAGCACAUCCUCACCAGACUCAAGGUGGCCCCCCCCCUUCACACUUAGCAGGGGAUGUGAAGUUUAAGGUAGAGCAAAGUUAUUUUUACCAUUUACCCGCUGGUGUGUCCAUUACUUGUUAAUGAAUGCAAGGGGACUUGUCUUAUCACCACUACUUACAUUUACUCUAUUAAAGAGUGUUCAUUAAGGUUUUGAAGGUUUGUGCCAGGCUACUUUUCCAAAUAGUCAUGGCAGUAUAUGCAUAUUCAGCCAGGAGUCUGAGUGGCAGCAUUGUAGUGAUAGACUAGAAUGUGAUGAAAAGUUAAGUCUAUAACAGCCGUCAUGUACUUAGGAUAACACUUGACACACUGUUUUGGGAAUAAAGUAUGACUAGAAUCUGACUUAUCUGCUGUGAUUGGCAGUGUGCAUUUACUUUUAUCAUUCUUUCUCGCCUCAGUGAUGCGGCAGCCACAACAGGAAAAAUCUAACUUGUCUAGAGGCAUAUAUUAUUGGCAUAAUCAAAAGAUAUAUUUGAUCAUAUUAUUUUUUACUUAAAUAUACUGAGUUAGAAUUAUCUCUUAGCAGAAUUAGCUCUGAAAUCUUUAGUGAGCAGCUAUUAUUUUAUUGUUAAGGGGAAGAGGCAGCUAACUUUCAACAUGGGCUUAACUACAAAUAUGAAUUAUGCAAAAGGCAUUGUGUUGAGAGUAUCUUUUAUAUCAGUGUAAUAUUUUAAGUAAACUUGAUUUCAAACAUUAUUUUUGUAUUUACGUAGAGUUAAGGUUUAGCUGUGUAUCUCGUCUCGUGUAUUGGCAUGGUUGUUUGAUGCAUUAUGCAGGGCUACAAUGUUACAAGUAGCUGAAUGCUCUAUGCCCAUGCCAUCGUGAGUGUCAGGAGUGAGUCAAGCUGGCCAGGACAAAGGGAAUGAACGUAUAAAGAUUUGCUAAGAAUUCGACCUAUUUUGCUUAAAUUGUAUGAGAAAGGUUUAUCAAAAUCUUUGUUGAUUUGUAGCAAAGAUUGUUAAUAUGACUUUGCUUCAUUAAAUUAGACAUAUCCAUUUUUUGGGAAAUAUACUUAGCGUAUUUUUUCCUCUUAACUGCCUGUCUGUAUCUCCAGAAUGCUGCUGUCUCUGUUAUUUCAAGAGAGCAGUGACAGCAUAUAGUUUCCCGUUAGUACCUUCCCAGGGAGGCAAUUUUUGCCCUUUCACUUUUUUUUCAUGUUUUUUUCUUUUCCUCUUAGCUCGUAUGUAUUACCAUCUCAUCCAACUAAUUCCUCAUGCACUUUCCACCAUUUUCUAUUAUGGCAAAUAAAAUAUACUUACAUCUUUACCUAGAAAUAAACUGUAGAUGAAGUCUGGACCUUCCAUAGCAGUGGCUCUCAACCUUUUCACUACCAUGACUCCCUGAGCUGCCAGACUAUGAUAACUGGCAGCCCAAUAAUAUGACAGUGAAUGUAGAGUGUUAUUAUAUUGACUAAUUCAAUAUACAGUAAAAUGGUAUACUAGAAUGAAUAUUAUCUUAUAGUUGAAAUAUUAAUGGCUUAAUGAGCAGUUAAGUGUUGACAUUGUAAUCAGUGUACAAUGGUACUUUAAUCAAUGUACAAUGGUUCCAUACAAGAGUGGAACUAUAGUUGCUUUGUGAAUAAAAUACAAUUUUGUGAGCCAUGCAAGUGCCCCCUAGAAAUUCUUGUAUAUCGCUGGGUGCUCACAAACCCCAGGUGUUAUAGUUUUAUAUGAUUUUAUCUCUCUCAAUAGUUACAUAAACAACAGCAGCUUUGUGCUUUAUACUCAGACACUUGUUCAUUCCUUUUCUUGAAUAAUAAGGAUUAUUUUGUUCUCCAUAUUCAUAUAACAAUCAUGUUUCUUGCAGUGGUAAUGAGCCUUUUCUUACUGAGGUGGUAACUUGAAAACAUAACUGAUAUUUGUAUUUUAUUCUGUACUCUGCUAUGGUGUGUGUCACCAGUACUUUUACAGCACUUCUCAAGACUCAAAGACACUUGUUGGAAAGUAUAUUGUAUUACUGGAAGUUCCAGUUUGUUUGUUUGUUACAUCAUUUUGUGGGAAAAAUAAUCAUAUUAAUUGUCAACUGAAAAUCCAUGGUUUACAAGUAGCAUGAAAAUAAUGCAUGCUCACUCCCAUGGCAGGUUCUCUGUUGGGGGUUCAGAAGUCUGUACAUAUCACAAGUAAUCUUCCGAAGGGUGUGAGGAUGAGGGUGAAACUCACCACAAAGAUUUUCUUUUGUGUGUUAACUGCAAUGCUUAUUGUGUGAAAGAAACCUUAUGUGUGAGAUCACAAACUGAAUGCAUCUUAGGGCAGGUUACAGUCUUGAAGGGUCAACAGUUGAUUUAACAUUCCAUUGCAGCAGAGCAAUGUUACCAUGUGUGUGAUAUCUGUGAAUGAAGUUCCAUUGCAGUACUUCAUGUGCAGAACAAUAAUGGGUAUUGAGAUGUGGGGACUACUUUCUCAGCAGCUUGUCUCUUCCUGUAUUACUGUUCUGCUUUCAGUCCACCACAGUAUCACAUCUCUUGUUGACAGAAGGAGUCCAUUUGUUUCACUUCCUACCUUUCCAUUGCUUCUUGUUGUAUUAUGCCAGGAUGUUAACUUCCAUUAUUUAGUAAUUGAUCAGUCUGAAGGACAGGAAUUUAUUCCAUGCUUGCUCUUGGUGUGAAUGGCAGUGGGAUUAGAGAUCUUUCAUACACAGAUAUGUAGAGGUACUGCUUGUAAGCCUUGUAGCCUACUUCAGUUACACACAUUCUGCUGCAGUAAAGCUCUGGUCCCAUUCCAUCCAAGAAUCUGUGAGAUUCCUUUUGCCGACACUCAUGAUCCACAAUAGUCUUGCUGGAACAGAUUCAUGGCUGGAUGGCAGUUAUUACAUGACCACUGACCCUCAAGACUGGAGGUGCCUUGUCAUAAGACAGGUUGUGGUAGUGGCAGCAGGUUUAGUAAGCAGUGCACUUACAGUCUAUUCACUUGAAAAUCGAGUAAUCAGUGCAUUUAAAAAGUGGUGUUUUAAAGAAUCUGCUCCACAUAUUUACUUGCCCAUGUAUUUCACAAGUACCAGAGGCAUUAGCUAAUCCUCAGAGGUACAUUCAUCAGUAGGCAUUUAAGUCUGUUAGUUUAAGCAUUUUGCCUAUAACCACGCAUAGUUAUAUAACAUGUGAAUAGGUGUACCAUAUUUUUCAUGAAAUUUAAUCUGCUUCAACUCACAAGGGAAUGUUGAGUGGAAGCAGAGCACACUGCCUUUAUAUUAGUAAGGAAAAUUGUGCAAUAUAUACAUAUAUAUUUUGAACUUAUCAGUAUUUUUUACAAUAUGUGGCUAAUGAAUGUGAAACUAAAUUUAUAAUGUAUGAGUGGCAAAUGUAUUUAAAUGUGAAAGACAAAUGGAACUGUAAAUUAGGGAAUGGAAGGUCCUGUGAAGGGGAAGCCAGACCCAAGAAAGCAGCAUCAACCUGCAAGCUAUACCUGAAGCCUUGUGUUCUUAAUGUUUAGUUAGGACCUUUAGCAUCUCUACAAGCCUUGAUUUGCAGGCCAUUUCUGUUAUCCAUUAUUAUUAUUAUCAUUAUUAUUAUCGGUAUAAAAGAAUGUAUUGUCAGCACGCAACCAAAAAUACAAGUAAGAAGGUCACAAUGAGGGGGAGACUAAAGAGUGUAGCACCCUGAUGCAGGAAGGUGCAGUACACUAGAUGCAGGACAAGUACUGCAAGACCGCUGCUGCUGCUGCUGCUGCUUCACACAUUUGCAAAAUUAACUCUCACAGCUGCCUGCCAAUUUUUGUCAUUGGAAUGCUAAUAGUCAAUAUCUUAAAUUCAGAAUUAUAGGUUUGACGCACCAACUUCCAAUACUGCCUAAAACUGUCUCUCUCAAAAUAUAGAAUAUUCAAGUAUAAAAACUUAAGAAAAUGAAAAAUAGCAACUUUAUUUUAGUAAUAUUUUGCUUUAUUUUUAUGUUCAAUUUCUAUGUUUCAUUUACCUUUGAUUCUUUUCAUUGUGAUUGUGGCACUUUAUUACUAUUUGAUUAUUUUUUCUUUGCUGUUCACCAUUGUUUAUGUUUUGUUAGAAUGAAAGGCAAGCUGAGAGGGAGCAUUGUAGCCAACAGUGUAGCAGCAGCAGCAGCAGCACAUGUCCAAAGCCUGCGUAUUACUUAUGAAAUUACUAUUCUCUGAACCAGACCCUGUUUUGGUUCACCAAGAAUGUACUAUGCACACAAUAAUAAAGAUGGCAAUUCUUUA
Molecule: messenger RNA, 7314 nt
Organism: Eriocheir sinensis (Chinese mitten crab)
Lineage: Eukaryota; Metazoa; Arthropoda; Malacostraca; Decapoda; Varunidae
Product: coiled-coil domain-containing protein 50-like
Exons: 11
Coding region: 137-1780 (547 amino acids)
Source: RefSeq, a predicted model, not a curated record